Molecule: messenger RNA, 2971 nt
Organism: Linum tenue
Lineage: Eukaryota; Viridiplantae; Streptophyta; Magnoliopsida; Malpighiales; Linaceae
Source: the annotation of a GenBank genome assembly
CUUAUUAAACCCAACCUCUCACUUCCCAUCUCUCCAGGGAAAGAAAUUUUUGACCAGGAAAAAGAAAAAAAAACUGAAUUGAACUAAGCAAGAUUUCUCUCCUCCCCUGAAUCGCCGGCACCAACUCCCACCCACCACAAGGACCUCCAGCAAAAGUUCAGGGAUUCUCAAUUCCAGCGAGGAGUCGGCGGCGUCGUCGGGAUCUCUGUCGGCGAUCGAUCUGAUGGCGGCAAUUAUCCGGAGGAAGUUCGCCGACCCGUCCAACGCGUCGUCAGAGCCGGGAGGUGCGGUGGCGGAGGUGACCUCGCUGAUCCUGGACAACAGGGAGUUUGUCAUGAUCCUGACGACCACGGUAGCCGUGCUGAUCGGGUGUGUGGUGGUGCUUGUGUGGAGAAGAUCCAGCUCGCAGAAGCGGAGCUACCAGCCACCGACGCCGUUGGUUAUCAAGAAGAAGGAGGAGGUGGUGGUUGAUGAUGGGAAGAAGAAGGUCACCGUGUUCUACGGUACUCAGACUGGUACCGCUGAAGGAUUCGCCAAGGCUCUAGCCGAGGAGGCGAAAGCCAGGUAUGAGAAAGCAGUAUUCAACGUUGUUGACAUGGAUGAUUAUGCCGGGGAUGACGAUGAAUACGAAGAGAAGUUCAAGAAAGAGUCCAUCGCAUUCUUCUUCCUCGCUACAUAUGGAGAUGGUGAGCCGACCGAUAACGCAGCAAGGUUCUACAAGUGGUUUAUUGAGGGUAAAGAAGCUCGAGGGGAAUGGCUUAAGAUGAAGUAUGGAGUGUUCGGCCUUGGCAACAAGCAAUACGAACACUUCAAUAAGGUAUUGAAGAGUGCUCUUAAAUUGGCGCCUUUCCGAAGUGGCAAGCGCCUUGUUCCUGUGGGUCUAGGUGAUGACGAUCAAUGCAUGGAAGAUGACUUCUCUGCAUGGAAAGAGUUGGUAUGGCCAGAGCUUGAUGGGUUGCUUCUUGAUGAGGAUGAUCAAACAUCUGCUACCACCCCUUAUACCGCUGCAGUGUUGGAAUAUCGGGUUGUGUUCUAUGACUCCACUGACGCACCAGUAGAAGACAAAAGCUGGAGUGGUGCCAAUGGCCAUACUGUUUAUGAUGCUCAGCAUCCAUGCAGGUCGAAUGUUGCCGUGAGGAAAGAGCUUCACACUCCUCUUUCUGAUCGAUCUUGCACCCAUUUGGAAUUUGACAUUGCUGGCACUGGACUCUCAUAUGAAACUGGGGAUCAUGUUGGUGUGUACUCUGAGAAUGUCGAGGAGGUUGUAGAAGAGGCACUGCAGUUGUUAGGCUUGUCGCCCGACACUUACUUCUCCGUCCAUACCGACAAAGAGGAUGGCACACCACUCGGUGGAAGCUCAUUGCCAACGCCAUUCCCACCGUGCUCCUUGAGAACAGCUCUCACUCGAUAUGCCGAUCUUUUGAAUGCACCGAAAAAGUCUGCUUUGCUUGCUUUAGCAGCUCAUGCUACUGAUCCUACUGAAGCUGAUAGAUUAAGAUAUCUCGCGUCACCUGCUGGCAAGGAUGAAUAUGCGAAAUGGGUAGUUUCAGAACAGAGAAGUCUCCUUGAGGUUAUGGCUACAUUUCCCUCUGCAAGGCCCCCACUUGGAGUUUUCUUUGCUGGAGUCGCUCCUCGCUUGCAGCCUCGAUUCUAUUCUAUCUCUUCAUCUCCAAGCAGGAUGGCGCCAUCUAGAAUCCACGUGACUUGUGCUCUGGUGCUUGAGAAAACCCCAGGAGGACGGCUUCACAAGGGAGUGUGCUCAACUUGGAUGAGGAAUGCUACUCCUAUGGAGAAGAGCCAAGACUGCAGCUGGGCCCCCAUCUUUGUUCGACAAUCGAAUUUCAGACUUCCUGCAGAUACUAAAGUUCCCAUCAUAAUGAUUGGUCCUGGGACUGGGCUGGCGCCUUUCCGUGGCUUCCUGCAGGAAAGACUUGCACUUAAAGAAUCUGGAGCAGAACUUGGGCACUCUAUCUUCUUCUUCGGUUGCAGAAACCGCAAGACGGAUUUCAUCUACGAGGAUGAACUCAACAGCUUCGUCGAAACCGGUGCACUCUCUGAGCUGAACGUUGCCUUCUCGAGGGAAGGAGAUACCAAAGAGUAUGUGCAGCAUAAAAUGAUGCAGAAGGCUUCGGAGAUCUGGGACCUCAUCUCUCAGGGAGCCUAUGUUUACGUAUGUGGUGAUGCCAAAGGCAUGGCCAGAGACGUUCAUCGAACUCUCCACACCAUUGCGAUCGAGCAGGUGCGAAAUAUUCUGCUAUUUCUGGUUUCUGCAUGGUUUCUGCAAAUCGAAUCACUUUUACAAAUCAUAUGUUCAAACACACAUGGAAUUCUUGGUUACCUGGGACCCUUAGUUGUGCCUGUGCGCGUGUAUUUCUUAUUGCUGAGUCGCAAAUCCUGCUCUUCUUUUGUGAACCAGGGAUCGCUCGACUCAUCCAAGGCCGAGAGCUUGGUGAAGAAUCUGCAAAUGAGUGGUCGGUACCUGCGUGACGUGUGGUAAUUACUUGUUAACCACGCACUAUCGAGCCUAAAUUAUUAAUAAAGAAAGAAGAAAAAAGAUGGUGAAAAGAGGACACUUCUGGGGAAGAAGUACAGGUUUUGCCAAAAUGCAAAGCCUUUUUGAUGAUGGGGUGAAACUUGAAAGAGAUGAUCGAAUUGGUGAGAGGGCUAAAUAUUUGUCCUUCCCCAUGUGCAUCUGAAAUAGGGUUAUUGUUACUGAUCGAUGUUGUAUCAUGUUAUAGUAGACGACUACACUAUUCUUUUUGUUCUCUCUUUGAUUUUUCACUAUCGUGGAAGGAUUAUUGUUGCUCUGUUUAUUCUUUUCUUUUCCCACUUUUUUCUUUUUUGGGAUGAUGGUCAUGUAAGUUAAUGUAUUCCAUGUUGAUUAGAGUUGUAUUAAGUUUAAGUUGUUGAGAGAUUCAUGUAUGAUACUUAACUACUUUUUUACAAAUUAUUUUCAACGAAAGUCAAUUUA